GCGGGAACGUGGCUCCAGUGUUGUGAGCGUGCUGCGCGUGAAGACACUCGUUGAUUCGGCGGGUUUUUGUAUGUUUUUCGGGUUUUUACGAAGUUUUUAACGUGUUUUCUGUUGUUGUUUUAACUCAUUUCUGAAAACACAGCAACGAGUACUUCACUGCUACAGCAGGUGAACAGACUUCAGCUGAGAUGCCUCAUGAUAAAAAGAAGAAGAGGAAGAAGACCGGGGUACCGGACCGGUGGCUGGACUACCGUCCUGUAGGACAGAGGAUACCUGGGACUCGAUUCAUCGCCUUCAAGGUGCCGUUAAAACCAUCUCUGAACCGCCAAGUCCCUGCGUCGCAGUCCUUCGGCCUCUGGGACCUGCUGGACCAAGUGGAGAGCCAGAACCAGGAGCUGGGUCUGAUCAUCGACCUGACCUUCACCACGAGGUACUACGGACUGUCAGACGUCCCGCAGUCCUGUUCUUACGUCAAGAUCCUCACCGAGGGACGCCACGUUCCCUCUGAUGCCACGAUUCUGAGCUUCAAGCGGGCGGUGAGACGGUUCCUGAAAGAGAACUGGGACAACGACAAGCUGAUCGGGGUCCACUGCACCCACGGCCUGAACCGCACUGGGUACCUGGUCUGCAGGUACCUCAUAGACGUGGAAGGGAUGGACGCUGCAACGGCGCUGGAGCUCUUCAACUCCUGCAGAGGUCACCACAUCGAGAGGCAAAACUACCUGAACGACCUGCAGCGAGGAGCCAAGAGGAGCAACGCCGGCAUCAACGAGCCAGAGGAGGAAGCGGCCAGAGGGCUCGCUGCAGAGAAACCGCCGCAGACUGGAACCACUGAUGGCGAGAGGCCGCCGCAGACUGGAACCACUGAUGGCGAGAGGCCGCCGCAGACUGGAACCACUGAUGGCGAGAGGCCGCCGCAGACUGGAACCACUGAUGGCGAGAGGCCGCCGCAGACUGGAACCGGGGACGAGAGACGACCAGCAGGCGACGACUCGACUGAGGAGAAACGAGCUGGAAGCCGCCGGGGACCUCGACAUCGGCGGCAGGUGGGCCAGGCAGCAAUGGGCGGCCUCCACCCUACACCUGCCUUACUCCCCACGCCCCUGGUCUCCUACGUCUGGAGCCCCUCCGCCCCCGCCACCCUCGCCAGGUACAGCUGGAGCGACAUGCUGAGUGGCGGGAAACAGUCGGAGGACCCGAAACCUCAGAGACACAAACUGUGACGUCAGCGAGACCCAAUAAUGAGCGACAGGAAGUUGGGGGGUGUUGUGAGUUGGUGAACAAAUAAAACUGAACUGAAAAUGUAUUUAAUUACGACGUCACCAUAGCAACGUAUGUUUUGUUUUGCUGUCCGUCUGAAUCCAAGCAGGAACCAAACAUGGCCGACGUCCGCCAGCUGAACUCCCUCCUGAAAGACGUGUUCACAGGUUAAAGGUUAAAAGUCACUGUAAUAAUAUCAGCUGUGAACUUAGAAUGAGACCUACAGAGGGAGCGGGUCCACUUCUGGCCGCCAUGUUGAACUGCCAUGUUUCUACAGUAGCCAAGAACGGACAAACUCAAACACUGACUGUAGAUGGAGACUUUUGACCGAGCUGUACUCAGUUUGUUUCAGCCUUUAACGGCGAUUGUAUGAGUGAUGUUCAGUUAAUAUUUGGAGUUUCUCAUUAUUGUCUCGUUGAUGGAACUGAGCUUCCAUUAUAGAUUACUGAUCAAUUACCAAUUACUGAUCAGACCUGAUUGAUCUUUUCUUUCCUGUUUGAGAGGAAACCGUCUCUGUUGUGCUUCAGUGGUUCCUGUUGGACUUUAUAUCGAGAUUAAAAUGAGAAUAAAACAUG
Dicentrarchus labrax (European seabass) is the source of this 1835-nucleotide messenger RNA. RefSeq names its product RNA/RNP complex-1-interacting phosphatase-like. Gene Ontology annotation, biological process: dephosphorylation. The record is from RefSeq and is a predicted model, not a curated record. Lineage: Eukaryota; Metazoa; Chordata; Actinopteri; Moronidae. Gene Ontology annotation, molecular function: polynucleotide 5'-phosphatase activity; protein tyrosine/serine/threonine phosphatase activity. The transcript is spliced from 2 exons. Bases 189 to 1223 code for a protein of 344 amino acids.